This is a messenger RNA of Sceloporus undulatus (fence lizard), 2142 nucleotides long. It is a transcript of the gene CCDC177, whose product is annotated as coiled-coil domain containing 177. NCBI's taxonomy places the organism in Eukaryota, Metazoa, Chordata, Lepidosauria, Squamata, Phrynosomatidae. The record is from RefSeq and is a predicted model, not a curated record.
AUGGUGGUCCCGUGGCAGACCCGGCGAGGGCAAAAUGCGGGGAUUGUCUACAGGUGGGCAGGAGAAGGGGAAGGAGAGAGAAGCGCCUCAGCCCCGGAUGGCCACAGCAGCAGGGCCCUUCUCCAAAGAGUCCUCCACACCUGGCCUUGCAGCAUCAGGGUGAUGGCCUCAGAGGUGAUAGCGUCCCCUUCACUGGACGGCGAGAGGAGAGGAAGCCCAGCAGUGCAGGGUCCUCCCCUCCUUCUCCUCCUCCUCCUCCCUCUUUUGCACCUGGACCUCUUCAACUUGACUCUGCAGAGGCGGGAGGGGAGCCGCUAUGUGCUGACCAGCCCUCGCUUGGGGGCCUGUGCACGGUGUGCCAUGAAGCCUGUGGAGCUACUGCCUCGUUCACCUGGGGGAGAGCUGGUCAAGGAGGCCCCAGGGCGGUCGCUGAGGGUGGCGGCGGGCCUCUAUGAAGGUCUAUGAGCGCUGAGCGGCACGAGGAAACUCCAGCAGUGCCGCGCGGAGAAGGAGAGAGGUCCCGUGAGGAAAAACGGCAGCCUCUUCACCCAAUCUCCUCCUUGCCAUGCGGACAGUCCCCCAGCCGCCCCCCCUCCUCCUCCUCCUCCUCCCGAGGCGGCCCUCAGGGGCAGCACUUCCACCCCCGGGGUCAAUGGAAGCUGCAGUCCAGGACAGGCCCACCCGCCAACAAGGUCGUCUGGGCCUCCUCUGAGGGCCUCCUCUGGUGCCAGGACCAAGAAGAGCCACUCCUUGGACUCCUUACCCCAAAAGGCGAAAAAGGGCUUAUCCGCCAAAACCUCCUCAGACUCGGGGGCCCCGUCCUCCUCCUACCAGCGGUGACAGCUGAGGGACAAGUGGCCUAAAGAAGGGUCACAGGGUGCCAGGACUAAGGCGGCCUCCACACAUGACUCCCCACAGGUAGGCCGCAGCUUCAGCCUGGGUGACCUGAGCCACUCUCCACAGACUGCCCAGAGGGUGGAGGGAGAUCAUCAAGGAGGUCACAGCGAGAGAAAGCCUCCAGGAGUGUCUGAGAGGGACCGCAAGAUCGCCGCCCUGAUGAUCGCUAAGCGCCCGGAGGAGAGCAUCCUGAAUGCCCAACGCCAUAGUGCCCACCUUGAAUGGGACAGCCAGAGGCGGCGGGCCGAGCGGCGGAGGGAGCAGGAGGAAAGGCAGAAGCACCGGGCCUUGGUUCAGUGCCACCGCAUGUGGGAGAGCCAGGUGGAAGAGCGCCGCUGCCAGCUGAGCUACGAGGAGGAGGAGGCCACCUCGGUGAAGCAUAGGCAGAGCCUAAUGGUGGAGGAGAAAUUGCGGAAACACCUGGAGGAGCGGAGCAGGCUGAGGAAGGAGAGGCUGGAGAGGCGACCCCUGGAGGACAGGAGAAGAAAGCGCCACCAGGAGCACAAACCUCAGAGCUCAGGGGAAGGCAAGAGGGAAGCCCUGGAUAAAGAUGUCCAGCUCCUGCCAGGAGAAGCUGUCCCUACACCCAGAAGAGAGGCCUCAAGAAGGGCAGCAGCAGCACUGCAGAAGGAGAAGAAGCUGCUCAACCAAGCUGAGAAGCGGAAGCAUGAGACCAUCCUCAAGGAUUGGCCAAGCAGAAGCUGAAGAGACGCCAUGCUACGGGCUUCCGUUGAAGGGAGCUUGAACAAGGCUCAGGAGAGAACUAUGAGCAGCUGGUGGAGAAAGGAAAACCGGGGGAACUUGAGAGAGAGAGCCAAGCGGGAGGAAAGGCACGCUUCAGAAGCCAAGGUGGCUGCUGACAAGAGGGACCUGGAGCAGAAGGGUACCUGAAGCCCGGCCAACGCUUCGGAAAGGAAGCUCCAGCAUGCGGCUCAGGUAGCUGAGGAGGUUGUCCAGCAGAAAGCCCGGAAGGUGGUCCAGAGCCCGGAGAAGGAGAAGGUACAGAAAGUCAACAAGAAAAAGUUGAACACGUGUGAAGAUAUCCGGCGCAGGGAGAUCCUCCUCUCUAUUGAGAAGAAGCUGGAAAGGAGUGAACAGAUUUGUAAGGAGAAAAAGAACGUCUUGGAAAAUGGAAAAUGCUCGGUCUCCGCUGCAUCGUUCCCAGUCCGGGAAAAAGUGAGAGAAGAGAUGAAUGUGCGCACCUUUGACAAGAUGGCCUUUGAAGCAGGAAAACUGCACGGCUAG